Molecule: messenger RNA, 594 nt
Organism: Puma concolor (puma)
Lineage: Eukaryota; Metazoa; Chordata; Mammalia; Carnivora; Felidae
Source: RefSeq, a predicted model, not a curated record
AUGGCGGCCUUCCGCGACAUGGAAGAAGUGAGCCAGGGGCUGCUGAGCCUGUUGGGCGCCAACCGCGCGGAGGCGCAGCAACGGCGGCUGCUGGGGCGCCACGAGCAGGUGGUGGAACGGCUGCUGGAGACGCAAGACAGCGCCGAACAACGGCUGCGAGAGAUCCUGGCUGCAGAAGAAGAAGUGGCCCAGAGCCUUCUGGAUGCGAAGGAGCGGGCGCACCAGGGGGGCGCCGAGUUGCAGCAGCUUGAAGCUGAGCUCCGGAAGGCCGGCGAGGAGGACACCCGUCUGAAGGCCAGCCUCCUUCAGCUCACCAGAGAGCUGGAGGAGCUCAAGGAGACCGAGGCCAGUCUCGAGAGGCAGGAGAGGGAAGUUGACGAAGACACGACUGUCACCAUCCCUUCGGCCGUGUAUGUGGCUCAGCUUUAUCGCCAGAUUAGCAAAAUUGAGUGGGACUAUGAGUGUGAGCCAGGGAUGGUCAAAGGCAUUCAUCACGGCCCCAGCGUCGCCCAGCCUGUCCAGCUGGACAGCACCCAGCUCUCCAAGAAGUUCAUCAGCGACUAUCUCUGGAACUUGGUAGGCACGGACUGGUAG